Molecule: messenger RNA, 1029 nt
Organism: Durusdinium trenchii
Lineage: Eukaryota; Dinophyceae; Suessiales; Symbiodiniaceae
Source: the annotation of a GenBank genome assembly
AUGGUCUCGGAGAGCGGUUCGGACGGCGGCCUGUGCGAGUGCCUGACGGUGCGCUCCCCACGCUUGCUCCGGCGUGGCAUCCCACGCUCCCGCGCGCGGGGCUCCUUUCGGGUCGGUCAAGUGGGUGUGAGCAGCUUUGAGCAGUUCGUCCGGAGCGAUGUAUUCCACUAUAUGGCGAAUAUGCCCCUUCGCUGGAUGCUGGUGCUCUACUGUGUCGUCUAUGUGGCCAUGUGGUUGGUCUUCACCUUCUGGUGGCAACGGGCCGCCUCUGGCUGUGAGGAACGCCCCUUGACCUUCCGUCGAGCUUUCAUGCUCUCCCUGGAGACCAUGACCACUAUCGGCUAUGGCGUCGCAGAUCCGAUGUUCGAUGGCUGUCGCGAAGUGAUUCCAUUGCUGGUGGUGCAGUCCCUGAUUUCACUCCUCAUGGACGCGAUCUUCUUGAACAUGGUUUAUACUCGCUUCUCCUCCGCCUUCACCCGCUCGGCCAGUAUCAUUUUCACGGAUGUGGCGGUGGUCUACAUGGAACAGGCCACGGUGAAGCUCUGUUUCCGUGUCUGUGAGGUGGCCAGGAAGCCCCUGAUCGAACCGCUGAUUCGAGUGUACCUGGUGAAGCAUCAGAAGCUUCCAGACCUGCCGGAACUGGAUGGUUUGGAGAGUGACGACCGGGUUGAUGUGGAGGUGCAUCAGAUGGCACUGGAAGAGCCCAAUAUCAAUAUCGCGGAUGGGAAGCUCUUUCUCACACUCCCUUGCAAGGUCGUCCAUUGCUUGGACUCCGACAGCCCACUGUGCUCAGCAAAGAACUUGGACGAGUUCCAUGAGGCAAUGCAGCGCACGGAGUUCUUCGAGGUCCUGGCGGUUCUCAGUGGCACCUGCCCCAUCACAGGGAACAGCUUGGAGGCCCGGCAGUCCUACACCGCCAGCGACUUGCGGGUGGACUGCCGUUUCUCGCCGUGCGUUGUUUUGCGGAACGAUGAGCACGUGGUUGACUUUGAAUACUUCCAUCGGACUCUGCGAGAGAGCUGGAAGUGA